UUUUGGAAAGACCAUUGCUCAACAUUUUGACUCGCUGGGCCUUCAAGUUUUUGCGACAGUACUGAAUAAGGAUGGACCAGGAGCAAGAGAACUACUUCAGUGCUGCUCAGAGCAGCUGACCUUAAUCCAGAUGGAUCUCACUAAACCUGAAGAUAUUGACAAAGCCUUGCAGAUCACAAAGGACAAGCUUGGUGAAAAAGGUCUAUGGGGUUUAGUCAACAAUGCUGGCAAGUGCAUCAAUAUUAGUGAUACUGAGCUCUCGGCUAUGGACAAUUACAGAGACUGUAUGCAAAUCAACUUCUUUGGUGCCGUGGCUAUCACACAGGGCUUCCUUCCAUUGAUACGCAAAACAAAGGGAAGAAUUGUGAAUGUUUCCAGUCCAGUGGGGGAUUUUCCUUUACCGUAUUUAUCAUCUUAUGCUGCUUCAAAAGCUGCACUCUCCUUGUUCACAAGUAUCUUGCGCCUGGAGUUGAGUAAUUGGGGAGUGAAAGUCUGCACCAUACUUCCUGGAUUCUAUAAAACGGGGGUGGGCGUUAUUCCAGAGAAUGGGCAGAGCCUGCCAUAGCUGGGACUUUGAACCUGGG
Mobula hypostoma (lesser devil ray) is the source of this 584-nucleotide messenger RNA. RefSeq names its product 11-beta-hydroxysteroid dehydrogenase type 2-like. Bases 131 to 565 code for a protein of 144 amino acids. The transcript is spliced from 4 exons. Lineage: Eukaryota; Metazoa; Chordata; Chondrichthyes; Myliobatiformes; Myliobatidae. Gene Ontology annotation, biological process: glucocorticoid metabolic process. The record is from RefSeq and is a predicted model, not a curated record. Gene Ontology annotation, molecular function: 11-beta-hydroxysteroid dehydrogenase (NAD+) activity. Gene Ontology annotation, cellular component: intracellular membrane-bounded organelle.